AAAAUAAUUUUAGAGCGAUAACUCACAUCGAACUGCGUAUGAAGACAAGUUUUUUAGUGUUUACCUGUGGCUUAUCGGCCAGGAAAUACCAUAAAUUAAUAGUAACUUACUCAGAGGCCCCCACUGUGAAUUUCACUGGGUUAUUGGCAACAUCGGUCCUAUUGUUCAGAACUCAUAGACAUGACUUCCAUCAAGUGCUUGAUGAUCCUGGUAUUUUUCAUUGGCUGUAUGUACCUGCUGGACGUCAACGCUCAAAACAGCGAUGGGGGAAACAAUAACAGUGGAGGAGGCGGCAAUAACGGAAAUUCCAAUGAUGAUGAUAAUGGAAACAACAACGGACUACUGUCCUCCAUAUUAGGCAAAUUUCCAGUUCUUGGGGGUAUCAUUUCUUUUCCCCUCAAAACAGCAUCAACAAUCCUUCGAGGGGUUGCUCGAAUUCUAUAAUUAAAUGCUAAAACUGCAAAUGUGUUUAAGUCCUUAUUCUGCUAAUUUCUGUGUCCAAUUGGUGAAAUAUUCCCAAUAUUAUUAACAAUGCAUUAUUAAAAUUAGAAUAUCGACGAUGUAAACAGCCCGAUCAAUUACAUAUGGAAUAAUAAAUUCAAAUCAAACUGAAAAUCAGUAGAAUUUUUUGAUCUUUCUACCAGAAGUGAAUGUAGUUCCAGUUCUAAUUCCUAAUAAUAAUUAUUUAACGACACAAAAAUGAUUAUUAACAUUAUGAAGGGGUGGAAAUUAGGGGACAGUCAAUUUCUUUUGUCACAUUUUUCACGAGACCUUCAAAAAAGCCGAUGAGAAUUCAACGCAUCGGUAUAAUUUGCGAGGUGAUAAGCCACUCUGGCCGGUUUUCCUCGAAUACUCAAUAAAUUAUCGCAUUCGUAACAGAGUGAUGUCAUCCAAAAAAUUAUUUUCAACGAUUUUAUUGCUGAUAAAAAAAAUAUUUGUAGUUAUUUACCGUUAAAAUAAUAUAGUAUUCAUCUUUUCUGUGGAUCCUGGCACUUUUUCAGUGGGUAGCGUUUUCUCAAUGAAUAAAUUAAUGGAGAAAAAAGUAAAAAAAAAAUAAGAAUAGACAAAACUGGCAGAUGCGAGGGAGAAAAGGCCGGAUCAACCAGAAUACUACGUUCGUGUAAUAUAAUCUAUCUGCGCUGUUGGUUUUUGACGGUUGGGAACGGCACGUGCUGCAGUUGCAGCUGUCGAGGGGGUGAGAUUGUUGGGUCUAGUGGGGGUACAACGGGCACGCGACACCCAGGGGCACCCCCGUUAGAGCCACAAUCAAUCCACCAACGGUUCAACAUUCACCUCAACUCACCUCGAUGGAACGUUAAAUAAUAUUCGCACUAAAAUAGUUCAUUUCCACAAUUUUUUAUCGGUUUUAAAUAGUUAUCAGUGCACAUACCUGUGAUAAAUUUUUAUUUUUCAAAUUUGUUAUUGGAAAAUAAAGUGUGUGAAUAGUGAAAUCUAAAUUUUUUUGUAGACGACAAUGAAGAGAUCCAAUUCUGCGCCUUGUCUGGUCGAAGCGGAGAGGCAAAACAAGAAAAUCAAAACGACUGACGAUCGAAUGGGACCAAAUACGAGGGAGUAUUUACAGUUGGCUUUAGCGCGAGUGUUGGAAUUGCAGAGAGCUGUGAAGGAUGAUACUUACUUCGCUGAUAACACCAGUGAUAUCGGGGAUUGCGAUAACGACGAGGAUUUGAUGCGUGACGUCCUCACGAGGGUCUUCAAGGACCUCCCAGGCUCCUCCGCGUCAGUCCCAUCGCUGAUCGAACGUGCGACGCGUCGAAGUCCCCCGGAAUUGAACAAAAUCCGGGAAAAGAGUAUUCAACUCUCCGGUUAUGACACCUGUCGCCAGGUAGCCCUCGACUUCAUGAAGACUGCUGUGAAAACCGCCCCUCGGCCCGCUGACAGAGUCAGGCGGAUUGACAGGACUCGAAGGAGAGACACCCUCUCCAGCGAGUAUGAAAUUCGAUCGCGAAUGCUUCGUGGUCUCGACCUACAUCUCGCCAUUAAACAGCGGGAUUACACUUACAAAUUGAUGAAAUUGUGAAUCAACAAUGUAUCAGUCCAAUGAUUCUAGUCCUUAACCAAUCGUCAAAUUUUGAGUCAUUAACUGCCAGUAGAAAGUAAACGAGAAUAAUGGGAAAGAUAGUUCCCAAAAAAUUUGUUCAUUUGCUAGAAAGUUUUAAAAAUAUCCCCCACAUUUUUUUUGCUACAUCAGAAGUAUUUUUCUAUACACAGGGCCUAAUGAUAAUGCUAAUACUAACGCCUAGUCAUACGUUAUUUUUUUCUAGUCAAGAAAUAGUCUCCAAUGAAAUUAUCUCUAGAAUGAAGAAACUUCAGAAUUUCUCCCCUAGUCAAAAAAAAUGUAGAGAAAUCUGAAAAUUCAUGUAAAAAAAUUCUUUAUUAUACCUCAUAUAUGACAAUAAAAAAACAUCACGUAAUCUAAUUACUCUCUACGACUUAAUCAUAACGUCUCACCAACUGAUUUGUAAAUAUCCUGACCAUUUUUCCUCCCGAUUGUAAAUAAUUUCACCAUCCUUAUACGUCUCUACACUUUCAAAAAGGAAAAUAUUUAAAGAAAAUGAAUUAAAAUUAUGGGAAAAUCCCUCAAUGAAUAAUUUCAAGCGCUGAAUCGAAAUUUGAGACUACAGGUACAUCAUUUAUCCUCUUAGAGCGUCUUUUGAAGACACAUUGACAAAGUUUAAUUGUUUCACGCAAAAUUGUAUCACCACUCAUUCUCACAUUAUUUCUGCUCUGCUAUGUCAACUCAACUGUAUUUUUUAUCUAAAAACGACGAUAUUAUGCAUUUUAUGCGGUUGGAUCAGAGUCCUAAUGACUCCUCCCUUAAAUACAUGUUUAUCGUAAAUUAACUCAGCGGCAUUUUCCAUUUUUCUGGAUUAACUUAUCACUUGUGCUGCACAACGAACAGCUUCUACUUCGAUGAUGUUCACACGUGCAAAAUAUAUCAUAGAAAAAUCUUUUUCUACGAUUUUUUGUACGCCUGUAUAAAAUGCAACUACCUUUGAUACGCCACAAUCUGAGUACACUCA
Molecule: messenger RNA, 3041 nt
Organism: Diachasmimorpha longicaudata
Lineage: Eukaryota; Metazoa; Arthropoda; Insecta; Hymenoptera; Braconidae
Exons: 5
Coding region: 1475-2038 (187 amino acids)
Source: RefSeq, a predicted model, not a curated record